Molecule: messenger RNA, 2018 nt
Organism: Cottoperca gobio
Lineage: Eukaryota; Metazoa; Chordata; Actinopteri; Perciformes; Bovichtidae
Exons: 8
Coding region: 466-1254 (262 amino acids)
Source: RefSeq, a predicted model, not a curated record
CACACACACACACACACACACACACACCUCACCUUGUUAUGAAAACAGCAGCUUGGUUUAAUGCUUAAACUUGCCCUCUGUACAUGCGCUCCAGGUACAAGUCUUCUUUGAGACAGGCGUUGUGCACAGAGAGAGUGAAACAUUGCAGGAAAUGUGCAGCCCGUGUCCUCUCUGACCGUGAAGACACACCCGUCCUGCUCUAAGGAUCGUGGGAAGCUGGGAGAAGCUUUAGAUUGGGAUUGGAGAGAGCAGCUCGAACACAGAGGAGCAUGAGGAGGUUUUUUCAAGCACACAGGGACGAAGACUUCAGUCAGAUCCAGUAUCUGACGGCCAAGUGCAACCGGCUGUCUCACUGACAAAGGAGCGCUGGACAGGGAGUGUCUGGUGUCCAGAAACAGGGAGCGGAAGCUGCAGAAUGAUCUGGAAGCUGCGACCGCUCGAGUCCACCACCAGGAGCAGCUGAACAUGGAGCUCAGGAUGAGAGAGGAACAACUCAUCAGCAGGAUCCACCAGCAGCAGGCCCUGGUGGACUUGCUGCAGCAGCGUGUGGUCCUGCUGGCGGAGGCGAGCUCCCGGGACGCGGAGCUGCUGCGGCAGGUUGGCUCAGAGCUGCUGUGCCUGCAGUGCUCCGAGGUGAAGCUGGAGGGCCUGGUGGAGGAGCUGCACUCUGAGGCCCAUCACAGAGUUGUGGUGGCGGAGAGAUUCCAGGCUGAGCUGCACGCUGAGGCCCAGCGCAGAGCUGCGCUGACGGACAGCCUGCAGGCAGAGCUCCGCAGUCACACCGUGGAGCUGGAGGAGCUACAAGACACCAACCGAACGUUGACAGAGAAGCUGGAGUCGUUACGCUCCGCUCAUCAGAAAGAGGUCAGAGAGCUGCAGCAGGAGAACGAGGGGAGUCUGAGGAAACUUCAGGCGACAGCGGAGCAGUUCGAGUGGCUCUGUCAGCAGCAGCGCUACUGGAUGUGUUGUGUGAAGAGAUUCAAAGACUGCCUGAUGGAGGAGAGAGACGCUUUGCUGCGACAGGUCAUCAUGUUGAAGAAGAAGGCCCAGAAACUGAAGAAGAGUUUAGACGAUGACGGUCCCACACAGAGCGUCCUCUGUCCCCUGCAGGACUCUAGCUGCUGUGACGGCAGUAUAACCUUGUGGGACGCCGUGGCUGACCUGGAGUCUCAGAUGGAGAAGUCAAACAUGCUGUACGCGGAGCUCUUUAACCAGGCCGGGAGCCCCAUCAACAGAUACCAAAAACCUCCUUGAGGACAGAAGCCUGGAGCCUGGACUCGUCUUCUUUUUCUCUUCCCACCUUCUGCAACCACUGGAUGUUUGUGUGCGUGGUUAGCUUUGUGGAAUACUUCCCAGUCAUUGUUGUAAAAAUCCCCCCAAAAACUUGGAAAAACACACACGUGAAACCAAACAUCUUCCACUAUUGUUCACCUGUCUUGAAAAGAAUCUGCUUCUUGAUAUACGACUGAAUUAAAACCCUGCCCAGUGUGCUGCGCUCCUCCUUCUGCUGUGACACAUCACAUGUGGCUAACGUUCCUAAAGUCACAUUUUCCUGUAAUUGUCCACUAUUCAAAGCUCGUAAUCAACACCACUAACAAGAGCACGAAGCACCUGAGAAUGUUCUUCUUCUGUUGCUUUGCCAAUGAUCGUCACAGGGGAGCAGCUGGUGUGCAGAGGAAACAACAAACGUGUUGUUUAGACCAAAAUGAAGCUCUAAUUGUUCCCCCACUGAGGAUCUGCUACAUCUCCGCUGAUGAUCAGAUCUCCUCACUUAUCGCUUGUCUGCAAGAAACUAAAGCGUAUGUGAGGUGAUAUGUAACGACUCCAUCAUAUGUGGACCACACCAUGCACACAUGAGAAGGCAACACACGCAGCACAUGUUUGGGGGAAUACUUUUGAAGCAUAUUAACUAAAUAUUACCUGCAUGAAACAGCCAUAGAGCUUCAGCAGGUAUUAAAGGGACAGUUCACCUUCUUACCUGUCGUGCUAUUUAUCAGAGAUUGUUUGUUUGCUUUCUC